UGUCUUGAAGGUCUAGCGACGGUAAUCCGACACAGACAAGACGAUGAUCAAAGAUCUUCACGUUAUGACGAACUCUUGAGUGCAGAAACUAGAGCGGCCAAGAAUGCGAAGGGUGUUCAUAGCAGGAAAGACGCUCCUACACAUAGGAUAUCUGAAGUUUCAGGUACUUAGAUUUACUGCUAAAUUACGUACACUUCUGUCUAUAUAAUAAUAAUAAUAUUUAAUCAGGGGCUUCAUAUAUAACUUCAUAUCAACAAAGGUGUUUUUCGAUGAAGCCCUGUGGAAAUUAUACCUAAAAAUUACAUGAGAAAUUUUAAGAUUACUGUAAGAACAUGAAUAGAAAUAGAAUAGAUAUUUGCACGAUUAAAAGUAGUAUAAAAUUUUCUAUAUAAUGUGUUUGAAAAAAAAUUCAACUUUAUCAAUGAUUGUAAAGUUUAGUUUAGUUCUAAAACCGAGGGUUUUUUUCAGGCUUUGAGAUUCGGUAUAUCAGUUAAUAUGUGCCUUAUAUAGUUGAUCAUACAAUGAAGUUGAGAGUACAGUAUUGUUAUGGUUAACUUGAAAUAUAUUUUCUGCACUUCAUUUGAUACAUUUAAGUCUUAGAAUAUAUUUAGGGGGAACUUUCCUUUUGUGCGGCGGUUAGAAAUCGAAGCCAAAAUUGCAAGUAUAAAUGGGACUUAGAAUGAAUGUUUUAUCGUUGUUAGGUGAUGCAUCAAAGGCCAAACAAUUUCUCCCGUCCCUCCAGCGAGCUGGACGUAUUAGCGGGAUUGUAGAGUUCGUAGCGAGCGGCUCAAGGCUGCGAGUAUAUCUACCCAAGGAAACUUGUCUCAUUACUUUGUUAUUGGCUGGCAUUGAGUGUCCGCGCAUGCAAUCGACUGGGAACCAAGGUCACAUGAUCACUGGCGAGCCCUAUGGUGAAGAGGCGUAUAAUUUUACGCGGGAACAUUGUUUACAAAAAGAUGUAAGUGGAUUGUUUUGACUUUUGGUGUUAAUGUUCACGAAAUUAUAUUUUAGUAUUAGGGAGCAUUUUUUAUGGCGGGGGUUGGCACCGAAGGGAAAUGUUUUUCGUACUGUAGUAAAAUUGUUGCUGAUCCAACAACUAAAACGUUUUUUAGCCAACCUCAAAUAUCAAUAGACCUUUUCAUCACAGCUUGAAAGAGCAUCACAAAAUUAGUAAUAUUCCGAAGUUUCGUUGCGAAAUGUUGUAAAAUGCGGAUAAUAUAGCCUUGCGAAGUUUGCCGUUUUUCAGUCAUUUUGCAUUACAAUUUCCCAUUUGUAAUGCAAAAUGACUGAAAAACGGCAAACUUCGCAAGGAUAUAUUGUCCGCAUUUACAACAUUUCGCAACGAAACUUCGGAAUAUUACUAAUUUUGUGAUGCUCUUUCAAGCUGUGAUGAAAUUUUUGUCCAGGCAUAUCUAGAUCAAAUUUCACUCAUAAGGGGAAAGGUCUAUUAAAAAAAUAAAUACACACAUGUCUUUCACCACUUCUGUGACAUGAGUUUGAUAACUGCUUGUGUAAUUUUCUGCAGUCUAAAGUUUCAUGUUGUUUGCACAUGUACUUUCUUUGGAGACAGCAUUUGCCUCCUGAUAAAUCGGAAAAUGAUCAAGAUAGUGACUCUGAUUGCAUGACUUACAUAUUGUAUUGACAUAUGACGGUUGACAUUGCUCUUUAGUCUCCAAUAUUUGAGUGAAUUAUGCUUUGGAAAUGACUUUGGAAAUGACUGUUGACAUUGCUCUUUAGUCUCCAAUAUUUGAGUGAAUUAUGCCUUGGAAAUGACCCAAUUCUUGAGUUGUUUUGUUUUUCAUUUACCCAACCUUUUACUCAAUCAAAAUUUUGUUUAACCAACCCUUUUCUCUUCGGUGUCACCCCCUGCCAUAAUUCGAAAGAUUUAGAUCGAGGACGCGGACGUCAAAGACGACGUGAAAAUGGCGUCAAAAUGGCGUGGCAUAUCCAUACAUGGGCACAACACGCCAUUUUCACGUCGUCUUUGACGUCCGCGUCCUCGAUCUAAAUCUGACUAAUUGACCGCGGUGGUGUUGUUGUGGCAGUGUUAGGCCCCGUUUACACUAUACCGGAUUGCUAUCGGAGUGGGUCAAAUUUUGUAGUUAUCGAAAGGCUGUGAAGAUUUUUAAUCUCAGAGACCCAAAUCAACAUGCCAAUUCUGUCAGACUAAUAAGCAUUUGCUACUAACCAUUGCUCCGUAACGGCAAAAGAAGAUGUCGUGACCAGCGAAUCCGGUAUAGUGUAAACAGGGCCUUAGUCCUCCUCUCUGUGAAGUUGUCUGAUUAUAAUUUCACCUCAGUCACAUGUGAGAAGAGUGAUGCCUCCCGUUUGACCAAAAACCGCAGCUUUUCGCCAAGGUAUUUUCAUUGGUUUUCUCCUGCGGUACCACUCAUCUAAUUUAAUUGUUUUUUUAAAAGGUCGAGAUUGAAGUUUCGGCUUGUGAUCGAGUGGGAAAUUUCAUUGGCUGGUUAUUUAUCGAUGACCUCAAUUUAUCACUGUCUUUAGUUAAGGUAACUAAUACUAAUAACUAUGACACCGUCGUUUGCAUCUCAGGAUAAACAGAUCAAAUCAUCGUCGAUUCCCGCGUGAAACGUCAGUGUUUGCCCAGAAUAUUUGAACGUUUUAAAUAGCGUAGCCAAGUUUUUGUAAAAUUUCACUCGCAAUUUUGCAUUGAAAUUGAGUGGUUGAAAAUUUUACAGAACUGGAAGUUUGUAGACUGAACUCGCAAUGCCAUACGUUUCCCAAAUGAGCAACAAAGAUUUGGGCAAAUUCUCGAAAAUUGGAAGAAAUCCUAACGCCCGUAUUCUAAAAGCUCACUCGCACUCAAUGAGUGGCGUUCAAUCUGAGCUUCUCUCGAGUGUCAUUGCUGUUUUUGAAUAGCUGGAGGGUUAGUGUCAUACCUUGCUAUGCGACUACUCACCCUCCAGCUAUUCAAAAACAGCACUGACACUCAAGGGAAGCUCAGAUUGAACCUCCACUCAUCGAGUGUGAGUGUGAGUGUGAGUGAGCUUUUAGAAUACAGGCGUAAAUGUGGAAAAAUGCGAUUUCAACCGACCACUUUAAUCAGAUCGUAUUUUAUCGCAAUGAUUCGAUAAAGGAGUCAUGAAAUGACAGCUAAAAGCCUGGGGCCGGUUGUUCAAAGCUGGACCAGCGCUAACCCUGGGUUAAAAUUUAACCUGCUGUUUUAGUUUGUGUACUUCUAAACAUCUGUUUAUUUCAAAACUUCAGAGAAGUAAACUGCUAUCGAUCCAGACAAGAUCUCUGAAGAAAUAUUUCCAAAUUUAUAGAAAAGCUGUCAGGAAGUUUGCUUCGAAUUUUAGGUUAACCUAGGGUUAAAGUGGAAGUCAAGUCCUUGUGUAAACAAACGAUUUGUUUAUACAUUUUGAACUGCUGUAUUUUUUUAAAAUAUGAUGUACUGUCUGAAUAUCUAACACCAUUUUAGUUCGCUAUGCUUCUAAAUGAAUAUGAAUAGAGCCUAUGUUCAGAAAAAUUCGAAACAUUCGAAAUUUGGGCAAUGUUUACAUUAGAACACCGCGGAAAAACGUCUGCGCAUGCACCAAAUUAUGAAAAUAUGGCGGGGAAUUUGAAUAUCAAUUUCUAAAACAAAAACAUGCUUAUUAAUUGGUCAAAAAUUAGUAAAACAAACGAGAAAAUAUAGCAAAUGGGUAGACUAGACAUUAAUUGAAAGCGUCCUGGCAUUUAAAGUAUGGAAUGAAAUAUAAUUCAUGUAAAAAAUUGUUGAUUUUAACGGACACGACUUCGAAAAUUUUUGCAAAAUUAUUCAAAACAAAAAUUAAAACUCAAAAGUUAAGAAAACUCUCGAAAAGUUAAGCUUCUUAACCCACUCAAAUUGUAGAAUAAAUCCUAAAGUUUAAUUAUUGUGAACACGAAAAUUUUUUAUAUUUGGCGACACAGUUUUUUUAAAGAAAUGUAUCUCAAACGAAAAUUCGGAAAUUGUCGUUGCUUAGUUGAUAAACAAAAUGUUUCAGACGAUAAAUUUGUCAACAAUCACCCUUAGUUCAUGUUCUUGUACAAUACAAUUUCUUGAACCUUCUGGCUGUAUUUAUUUCUAGUUUUUAGAAUGACAUGUUUAUUUUUGCGCUCGAAAUCUGGCUGUAAAGACGCACAAUGAAGUCACUCCUUUUUACCGCCAUUUUGAGCCUUCGGAAACGUUCGGAACAGCUUCUCAUCUUAUCCCAUACCUGUGUUAAAAGCGGCUUUCUGAUUGGUUUAGAGCAGGUGAGCUUGUCGCACAAUGAAGUCACUCCUUUUUACCGCCAUUUUGAGCCUUCGGAAACGUUCGGAACAGCUUCUCAUCUUAUCCCAUACCUGUGUUAAAAGCGGCUUUCUGAUUGGUUUAGAGCAGGUGAGCUUGUCGUCGAGCUCACCUGCUUUUUGCCGAGCUCACCUGCUUUUCGCCCGAACUCACCUGCUAAACUGCUUACGUUGCAAUAACAAUAACAUUCGCCCGAACUCACCCGCUAAACUGCUUACGUUGCAAUAACAAUAACAAAUAUGGCGGACAAGAUUUAGGCGAUAAACCUAAACUUUAAAGAACUUUUUUCGGUGACUAACAUACUGAGACUGAAGAAAAACCAAAGAAAAAAUGCAGUAAAGGUAAUGUAGACGUAGAUAAAGAAGUAUUUUCUUGCCCAGUGAUUUUUUGGCCGGGAAAAUGUUCACAAAACAUCGACGAAUAUAUCGCGAAGAGCUACAAAUGUGUGUAUGGCUCGGUGUAUGGGAUAAAAACCAAACGUACUUGCAGGUUCAGUGAGUCCGGGAUUGGAUGCACCUCGGGUGGCUGGAAGUUUCCCGAACUCACCUCGCUUCGCUCGGUAAGUUCGGGAAACUUCCAGCCACCCUCGGUGCGUCCAAUCCCGGACUCACCUCCCUGCAAGUACGUUUGUUAUAAAGUUCGCAAUAUUAUUACAGGUAAGGUUGACGCAUGCGCAGACGUUUUUCCGCGGUGUUUUACAUUAGAGGGUCCUCACAUUGUUAUGAGCAGAACCGAUGCGCAGAACGAACUUGGCUUCCACUUUAAACUAACCCAGCUUUGAACAAUCGGCCCCUGAUCUUUAAAAAUACGUAAGCAGAAAAGCUAUAAACGUAACGAUUAACACACGGCAACCUGUCAAAUUUCAAUUACCUUCUUUUUUUACACCUUGUACGAAUCAAAAUUUCCAGCUAUUUUGUGAUUGCAGGAAGGUCUAUCAGGCGUUCACUUCAGCGCAGAGAAAAGUCCGUUCUACAGUCAACUCAUCAUGGCAGAGGAAAGUGCUAAAACGUCAAAGAUAAAAAUCUGGGCAAACUUCGAGGAAACUAAAACUGUCGAAGUCGUGGAUGACACUUCUGAAAGGCAAUGCAAAUAUGAAAAAGUAUGUUUUGAUAUACAGUAUGUCUACUUUGCUUAUUUUGAAGAGGUGGUUGAACGGGAACGGUUUUGAUAAUUUCUUCUGUAGUAACACUGGAUCAAUAAGACAUGAUCCUUACUGGACCUCUAGGAAGAACAGUUUAGAACUAAAUGAGCUACCCAGUAUGAAUUAAAAAUAAACGUUCUCUGACUAAGAUUUUUAUUUAAACGAGCUUUCGACUACCUAACUGUAGUCUUCGACGGGUAAAGCGGAAUUGAUUCCGAAAGUCGAAAGCUCGUUUAAAUAAAAAAUCUUAGUCAGAGAACGUUUAUUUUUAAUUAUGUCUACUGGAUCAAUAAGAGAUGACCCUUACUGGACCUCUAGGAAGAACAGUUUAGAACUGAUAGACCUAUCCAGUACAAAUGAAGUUAGUUUUGUUUAGGUUUCUUCCUGUAGUAACACUGGAUCAAUAAGAGAUGAUCCUUGUUGGACCUCUAGGAAGAACAGUUUAGAACUGAUAGACCUAUCCAGUAUAAAUGAAGUUAGUUUUGUUUAGGUUUCCUCCUGUAGUAACACUGGAUCAAUAAGAGAUGACUCUUACUGGACCUCUGGGAAGAACAGUUUAGAACUGAUAGAGCUAUCUCGUAUAAAUCAAGUUAAUUUAGUUUAGGUUUCGUCCUGCAGUAACACUGGAUCAAUAAGAGAUGAUUCUUACUGGGAAGAACAGUUUAGAACUGAUAGAGCUACCGAGAAUAAAUAAAGUUGGGGUCUCCUUUUGCAGUGAAAUUUGACAAAGCGGACAUUUCUUUCAGGUUGUAAUCACAGAGGUUGAAGGUCCGCAGUGUUUCUGGGUGCAACAUGCAGAUAGUGGGACUGAGAUCGAGCAAAUGAUGGAGAGACUGAGAACGAAUCUAGCUGACAAUCCACCAGUGCCAGGCUCUUUCACACCGCGCCGAGGAGAGCUAUGUGCUGCAUUGUUUACUGAUAAUAAUUGGUAAGUGGUGAAGGAGAACAUUCUGGUCACAGAUGGUGAUCAGAAAUUAUCCAACGUAUAGGAGCAAUGGGUAAACAAAAUUUUGAGCGAGUAAAAGAUUCGGUAAAUGAAAAACAAAGCAACUCAAGGGUUGGGUAAUAUAAAUAUAUUGUCAUUUCCAAAGCAUGACUUACUCAAAUAUUGAAGACUAAAAAGUACUGUCAACAGUCGCAUGUCAAUACAAUAUAUAAAUCAAUCAAUCACUCAAACAGAGUCAAUAUCUAAAUUGAUCAUUUUCCUAUUUGUCAGGAGGCAAAUGGUGUCUCCAAAGAAAGUACAGGUGCAGACAACAUGAAAUUUUAAGACUGCAGAAAAUUGCACAAGCAGUUAUCAAACUCGUGCAUGUCACAGAAGUGGUAAAGGACAUGUGUGACAAAAAAGUUUUUUAAAAUUUUUUAGUGAUUGGAUCAGCAAAAUUUUCACCAAGAAAAACUCGUAAACAAAUGUAUUUAUGUCGUAACUAAUGUGUUUAUGUCGUAUCCUAGGUAUCGAGCCAGAGUAUUAAAAACAUCUGGACCUAAAGAAAUAACUGUCCUAUAUAUAGACUUUGGAAAUAUCGAAGUUUUACCAAUAUCAAAGAUACGAGCUUUGCCUCGCGACUUUGCAAGGUGAGUCCUCUCAAUAUCAUGUUCAACUUCAAACGAAGUAUCAAGUUUUGCUAAGUGAACAGCAUGAAUAAAUACUGAUUUUACUGACAUGCUUUCUAUUCGUUUCAGCAUGAAACCUCAAGCGGUGGAAUAUAAUCUAGCGUUGGUACGAGAACCAAAUGAUGUAAGUUAACGAUAUAGUCCGUUCUUCUGUAGGGAUGCGACUACCUGAACAUAUAUAUAAGCAGAAUUUCGACGUUUCGAGCUAAGACCGGUCCUUCGUCUGAAUACUUUUGUGUUUUUCCAAGGGAAGAAUCCAAGCGAAGUUUUUACAUAAACUAUAUACACAGCAAAAAAUCAUUUUCUUAUUAAGAAAACAAUUUUUUUUUAAAAUAAGAAACUGGUUUUCUUAUUCUUAAAAUAAAAGUAUUUGACUUGCAAGAUAACAUGUUUACCCGUAACAUGUUUACCAUGCUUGGACUACCUAUUCACACAGGCCGAGCAUGGAUAAAUUUGGUACCAGGUACCACUAGAUUAUUCUUGCUAUCUCAAUGCCAAACAAUUGUACAUGUCCAGGACCCUUGUACAUUAACCCAUUGAGUGGCAGCACUCUUCCCCUAUAGGAAAACUGUUGUACACUUAAUGUAUUACAUUACAUUAUUAGUCAGCUCGCUCCCCAUUGGGACUUUUCAGUGACCGAUGACAUCAAGUAUUACGCUCAUGUUAUUUGCAGUACUUAGUCUACACGGCAAAAAACGCUCAGGUUGAUGCAAUACUGAUGAAAACAGGAUUGAACAAUGUUUUUCUGCCCACAUUGUUCAUAGCUGUCAACAAUAUUGAACAAUAUUGUUACACCCGAUUCAGGCUCAACAACAUUGUUCAAUAUUGUUGACAAGUGUGAACAACAUGGGCAGCAAAACAUUGUUCAGUAUCAACGGGCUCGGCGUUUUUUGCCGUGUAGACUAUUUAUCUUUACAACAAUUCUGUUGAGCAACGGGCUCGGUUUUUUUUUUGCCAUGCAUGUAGACUAUUUAUCUUUACAACAAUUGAGAUAUUACUUUCUUAACUGUGUUUAUCCUAACCCACCCUGUCAACUUUUCCUAUGGGAGGAAACCAGAGCACUCGGAGAAAACCCGCGACUUUCGACAGAGCGUUGACUGACUCUUUUUUCAUGAGUCCGUAGCGAGAAUCGAAGAGGCGAAAGGCGCUUGCUAUGACCACAGUUUAUUAACUGUGCACUGACGACUGCAUCACAGAAGCCCCAGUUUUGUUUUCCCGAGAGUUUCCAUGUUUUCUGAAACGAAGUUGAAGGAAACAUCGAGUUUCGAGGAGAAACAAGACUAUUUUCCGAGCGAACAGACAUUAAAUGUUUUGUUAUAUAGCGACGAAAGAAAAAUCAGCAACAUUCAUACAACAAUUGUAUUUCAUGACAAAAACUAUAGUGUCAACGAGUUUAAACUUAAAGGAACCUACUUGAACGAUUUCAGCAGCUUGUCCUGUUGUCUGUUGUGUAUUUUCUUCUCUUUUUCAUUUUAUAUUUUAACAUAAACUUGGAAAAUCGUAGUUUAUAAACUCGCAAGUUAUGCCGCCAUUUUGUCGGGCGACAAUUUUUCAUUUGUUGCCCGACGGGAUACAUUGCAUUUAUCUAAAGCCACGUGACCACAACUCAACCAAUCACGUUUGGUGUUCACCUUAGCAACAAAGUGACAAAAAAGUUUAAUUUACAAAUUCCUUUUCAGGAAGAAAUGAAGUAUGACUUGAACGCUGUAUUUAAGAACAAAAUAUUGGUAAGAGUCAAGAACGAUCACAUGCAUGUUUUCAUAUAUUCCGUUGUAUUUCACUAAGCACUACACCCUGUAUUGUGCUGCAGACGAUGGUCAACCUGUAGUUAUCCGAGUUAACUGAUGUCUAUUGUGUUUAUAGAACAACAUGUUCUUACUUAACAAGGAAUAUAAAAUUAAUAACCAGGUGAGUUUGAAAUGUGACAAUUCCUGUCUGCCAACUCUUAUUAUUAAGGUUUACACUAUCAAAGUUUCUGUGACCACAGUAGGAAUUUUGUAUAGGUAAAUUCACGUUUUUGAAGGAAGUGACUCGGUGUUAAACACCAAGUCAGCUCCCUCAAACGUUUCUUACAAAUCCUUCAAAACAUAGAAUCUACCGAUGCAGUAUUCCUACUGUGAUCACAGAAUCUGUGUGAGAAACAGAAUCAAAGUUUCUGUGAUCACAGUAGAAAUUUUGCAUGGGUAAAUUCUACAUUUUGAAGGAUUUGUAAGAAAAGUUUGAGGGAACUGACUCGGCAUUUAACAACGAGUUCCUACAAACAAUCCUUUAGUCAUUUACACACGUAAAAACGCACAAGUUGUAAUAAACUUACAGCAGACUUGUAGCAAUGCUGUUCCAGUAACUUGUCAUCAGGAUUUAUUCGUACUGCUUGUUCCCAGCUUGUUGACCAGCUAGGCUAUUAACGGCUUGUUGACAACUUGCUACAAGGUUGUUGAGCUCAACAGACUUGUUACAAGUUGUUCCAACAACUUGUUAUCGUUCUGAAAUUUAACAAUUUGUCACCAAGUUGUGAGUGACAACCUUGUAGCAACUUGAUAAAAUAACAGCACUGUUACAACUUGUUAACAAGCUUGCUGCAAGCCUGUUGUUGACAAGUUGUGAGAUUUUUACAUGAGUAUCAUUAAUAAAUUGUUUCAAAUCAAUAUUUCAAACCUGAAAUUUUGAUCUUAAUUAUCGAUUGAUUAUAGCUUGAUUAUUGAGUGAUUAUUGAUUACAGGAGUUCGUCACUCUCACUAACCCAGAAAGCAAGGAAGACAUUGGCCGAGCGUUGAUUGCUGAAGGAUUGGCACUAGUUGAUAAGCGGAAUGAGAAGCGUUUCCAAAAGAUGGUCAAAGAUUACCUUGGAGCCCAGGACACCGCCAAGAAAAAUAGAGUAAGUGUGACUAUAGUGGUCUUGAAAUACACGUACGUUGUGGUAGAUUCUCACAUAGGCUAAACGUCAAACUGUUGGUUCUCAGUGUAGGUAGUGGUCUUGAAAUACAGAUUCUCACUAUUCUAAACUUCAAACUGUUGGUUCUCAGUGUAGAUAGUGGUCUUGAAAUACAGAUUCUCACUAUUCUAAACUUCAAACUGUUGGUUCUCAGUGUAGAUAGUGGUCUUGAAAUACACAUCCUUUGUGGUAGAUUCUCAUUAGUCUAAACUUCAAACUGCUGUUGGCUCUCAGUGUAGAUAGUGGUCUUGAAAUACACGUCCUUUGUGGUAGAUUCAGUGCGCUUAUUGUAUCUUUCGUCCUUCUUUUUAGUUAAACAUGUGGCGAUAUGGUGACAUUACCGAAGAUGAUGCAAAGGAAUUUGGAUAUCCAACAAAAUAAAUAUUCUUAAUAAUGAACAACAUUUGAACACAAAGUAAUAGAAAUUGUCUUAACUUAUUUUUGAAAUAACGCAUGUGAAUGGCACUAGAGUUUUAAGAAUUUCAGAGAGAUGAAUAUCAAAAUUUGAA
Messenger RNA from Paramuricea clavata, 10472 nucleotides. Lineage: Eukaryota; Metazoa; Cnidaria; Anthozoa; Malacalcyonacea; Plexauridae. The record is from the annotation of a GenBank genome assembly.